Molecule: messenger RNA, 3120 nt
Organism: Lichtheimia ornata
Lineage: Eukaryota; Fungi; Mucoromycota; Mucoromycetes; Mucorales; Lichtheimiaceae
Exons: 10
Coding region: 1-3120 (1039 amino acids)
Biological process (GO): microtubule-based movement; mitotic spindle organization
Molecular function (GO): microtubule binding; ATP binding; microtubule motor activity
Source: RefSeq, a predicted model, not a curated record
AUGGCUACCACCGCGGUCAGGGUGGCCUUGCGUGUGAGACCACUGUCAUCCAAAGAGCGAUCCGACAAUGCUCAACAAUGCGUUACCUUUGCCGACAAUGAACCUCAAAUAUUCCUUGGCCAUGAUCGCGCCUUCACCUUUGAUUCAGUGUUCGACCCGUCAGUAACCCAAGACCAUGUUUUUGAGACGUGUGUGGCCCCACUUCUUUGUCGUUUUCGUGAAGGCAAUAACGUUACCAUCCUGGCAUACGGCCAAACUGGAUCCGGCAAGACUUACAGCAUGGGUACUGGUGCUCUUGCAUCUCAUGAUCAAGAUGGUAUCAUCCAACGAUUUGCACAUUCCCUUUUCAAUGAGCUCGAGUCAACAUGCAGCAAGCAAGGAGACACCUAUCAAGUCUAUGUAUCAUUCCUUGAGCUAUACCAUGAGGAUUUGAAUGACCUAUUGGAACCAAACCGUAUUGCUGCUGAAACCCAUCCAUCCAUUCGUGAAGACGUUGACGGCAACAUCUUUUGGUUGGGUGUUCGCGAAGAACAAGUACAUAAUGCAGACGACAUGUUAAUGAUGUUACGGAAAGGAGUGCAUCAUCGAGCCACUGGAUCCACUGAUGUUAAUGCAACAUCAUCACGUUCUCAUGCCAUCUUCUCUGUUCUUUUGAAACAACAAAUUGCAAAUCAAGAGUCAUCUGCAACCGAUUCACAACCAUCCACUAAACGCCUUGCAUCCAAAUUCCAUUUUGUUGACUUGGCAGGAUCAGAAAGGCUUAAACGUACGAUUGGGGAUCGACAAAAAGAAGGCAUCUCAAUCAAUACUGGAUUACUGGCGUUGGGGAAUGUGAUAUCAGCAUUGGGUGACGAAUCCCGCAAGGGGGCACAUGUCCCUUACCGCGACAGCAAGUUGACGAGAUUGCUGCAGGAUAGCCUUGGAGGAAACAGCCACACCUUGAUGCUUGCUUGUGUUAGCCCUUCGGAUGCCGAUUACAUGAAGACGUUGAGUACUUUGAAAUACGCUGGUCGUGCUCGCAACAUCCAGAACCGAGUUGAGAUCAACCAUGAUUAUGAAGGCAGCCCUGAGGAGUUGAAUUUUCUUCGCAACAAAGUAUCACAGCUGAAAAUGCAAAUAUCCAUGCUGCAAAAGGUGACUGGUGAUGAUCAAGGCCGACGAUUGUUAUAUGAAAGGGAUGAAUUAGCACGCAUGCACAAGUUCAAUCAAGAUGUAUCAGCCGAGCUUGCUCAAGUCCAGAGCGAACGAGACACUUUGAUGGCUCAAUUGUCACCCAACCAUGUGAUAUCAGAAGCCCAUCCUGUGAUCCGAGAGUAUGCCGAAACGGUUCAGGAUUUGAAACUUGAGUUGGCCGAAGCACAUAGCCGAAUAGCAAACUUGGAAGCAGCAGCAUGCAUCAGCAACAACUCCUCCUCCGCUAUGAGUACGAGUACUAUCACUGUGGCAGGUGGUGGUGAUACUAGUGGCCCAUCUCGUGCCCUUUCAGGUCUAGAAGCUUUCAUAUCCAAUUCCACUGUUGUCACUUCUUCCACUGGACAUCAUCACCAUCAUCAACGAGAUUUUAUUCACAAGCCAAUUGUGACCUCGUCAGGGCGUCGUCGCAGCAAAUAUGUACCCAUUGCACAACGAAUUCGUACACAUCACUCAUCUUCCAACAAGCGCGCCACAAAAAACAAGUACGCAUCAGAUUGGACACCUAUCGAUUCUACAUCCACAGAGGAAAUGGUGACAGAUAAAGAUCUGAUGACCACAAAUGAGUCAGCAUUCGAUACAGAAGCCUUCCACAAGGUACUUGUCUGGGACGACUAUGCAAACAAUUUGCUAUUUGUUUGGUCACAGUCUCAAGAUGAAACCGUGUUACAAGAUACAUCAGCUGCAACUGGUCAAGAAAGAACAACGCUUGCAUCAACAACGGCUUUGAAUAAUGCUCAGCAGCAGCAACAUGACUACGAUGAGAAUUCAAUGCUCGAUAACAAGCCUGGUGCCGAUAUUCGUCAAGAUUCCUUUCCAUUGUCCGAUUGCCACAUUCAAGAUGAUCUCGAUACUGAUAAUGAGUUAGAAGCCUUGGACGUGCCAACAUGGACUGAUGAUACACCCAAAGCCCAGUCGAUCAACAAUGAUUCCAGCAAACGUGAAUCCCUAUCAUGGACCGAUUCGAUACUUGAUGAUUCGGAUAAUUCAAUCGGCACUUCACGCUUAUCAUCGAGCUGGACAACCGUAUCACGGCAACAACAAGGUGCGAUUGGUGGUGAUGGAUCUUCAUCAACAGCUGGACGUCGACGUAGCAAGGAUUUACUCAAGAUGUUGCAUCAAGUGCAAGCGGAUUUGCUUGUGAAGCAGGAGCUUGUUGGCCAAUUGGAGAAAUCAGAAGGCGAGUUUUCACAAAUGAGAUCGACAUAUGAGGACAAAUUAAACGAGUUGCAUGAGCACCUGAUGGAAACUCAAAAGGAGCGGGACGUGGCUCUACAACGAAAAAGGGCCACAGCCGCCAAUCCCGCCACUAUCAAUCGGCGUGCCGUUACAGGAAAUACAGCAACAGCGGGUCGAUCAUCUGCAGCAGCCAAUGCUAUGCAACUUCGUGAAGCACCACGCCAAGUGGAUGAAGUACGUCGACAAUAUGAGCAAAAGUUGAAAAAGCUAUCCUCCGAGAAUCAAGAAUUGAAACGCAAGUAUACCCAAACCAACCAUACCUUACAAUCGGCACGGUCAAAAGCGGAAGCGUAUGUCAACAAGUUGCAACGUGAAAUCGAUGCUCUAAAGCUUGACAAGAAGCAAAUGUUGAAGGCCGCCAAAAUGGAAGCUGAUAAGACUCGGGAACAAAAUACACAAUACGAGCGUGAUAUUCAGACUCUGAAACGACGUGAAUCUACUCUCGCUGAUGCCAAAAAGAAAAUUGAGGACCAAUACGAUGCCCAAGCACAGCUGCUUCGAAGGCGUAACGACGAGGUCGCAUCCAUGGCAACACAACUACGACAACUGAACUUUAGCUUACGUAAAGCAGCAACAGAAGGGAUAUUCCUAAAUGAAGCUUCCUUGGAAAAGAUUUUAAGCAACAUCACGACACAACGUGCCAGCAAAUCACCCACGGCAAUGCGCCGCACAUCACCCGACAAUCAUUGA